AUGGAUUUAGGCGAAAUUCCUGAUAUAAACUAUCUAAAUGUUUCUUAUAUGAGAAUGUUUAAUGAUGUGGAAUCUAUUCUUAAACCGAUUCGUUCAAGAUGUCGAACUAGUGAAUACUUAAAUAUGCGAUUUAUUUCCAGCGGUGGAUAUGGUAGUGUUUAUGUCGGUCGUCACCAAGAAACAGGAAAAAUGGUUGCUAUUAAAGAAAUAGAACUCCCUUUCGGCGAAGAGAAACUCCCAAUGCGAAUUUCAGCUUACCGCGACAUUCAAUGCUUAAACACGCUAAGUCAUGAUAAUAUUGUGAAAUUACACGGCCUAGACUGCAGACUUGGUCUCCGAAAUGAUGAAUGCAUAUACGUGCUUCGUAUUGCUAUGGAUUUGUGCGACAUUGAUCUCCGUCACCUACUUAUAUCAGAUAUUGAUCUUACGGACUACCUAAGGCAGGAUAUGUCCAAACAAAUUUUAAAUGGACUCUGCUACUUACAUAAUGAAAAUAUAGUACACCGAGAUCUCAAACCCGCAAACAUACUGAUAAAACUGCCGAAUCGGUUGAAAAUAUGUGACUUCGGAUUAGCCAGAUUUGUAGAUCCUCUAAUUUUAGAAGAUUGGAGAUAUCAUACUCCCGGUAUGGGUACGAGGAAUUAUUCUUCCCCAGAAAUUCUUUUGUAUUCUCGUAGUUACGGAAAACCCGUUGAUUUGUGGUCUCUCGGGUGUUUACUGAUGGAAUUGUGGCUUCGAAGUUACUUCAUUUCCCCAUUCAAAUUAUGUUGCGACAGUGAAGUUACGGCAAUACUCAGGGAAAUCACAGAUAUCUUCGGUCCAAUCAACGAUGAGACCUUUCCGGGAAUCGAAAGCCUGUUUACGUAUGGAACUUAUCGACAAAAAAUAAACGAAUCCGGGAAGCGUAUUUUCAAGGAGUUAUAUGAAUCGAAAGUAUCCCCUCCAGAGGCCUUUGAUUUGAUCGAUCGUCUCUUGGUUUAUGAUCCGUCCAAACGACUCACAGCCAUGGAGGCUUUGGAGCACGCAUAUUUUAAACGCACGAUACCACCGGCUGCUGCAAUUGAAACUAAAAAACCAAAAAAGUUUUGGUGCAUGUAA
Messenger RNA from Rodentolepis nana, 1098 nucleotides. NCBI's taxonomy places the organism in Eukaryota, Metazoa, Platyhelminthes, Cestoda, Cyclophyllidea, Hymenolepididae. The record is from the annotation of a GenBank genome assembly.